AUGACGCCGCCUCCUCUUCCUCCUGCGAACCCCGACGAGCACCAGUACUGGACCGAUCCUAUCCUGUGCGAGGAGACUCGGACCAGACUUGAGCAUUUCCGAAAUCUGGGAUGGCUUCCCCCUAACUACAAGCCCAGGACACUUGAAGGUCUUGCAGUUGUCGAACGGUACUGGCGAAGAUAUUGUGCACAUUCAAACGAGGACUAUGUGGAAUAUCUACUGUCGGAAGACAAAGCCAUCUAUAUGAACUUUCUUGACUGGAUGUCAAGGACCUCGCGUGAGAAAAGACUUCAGACCUAUGAUGAAUAUUGGCGGCGCUUGUGCCAAUACUUUGGCUUGUUUGCCCGCCGGCCUGUAAAUCAUCAUGUUCAUGAGCAGAUGCGACGAGUAUGUUUAAGCUUCCUGUUCCAUUCUUACACCUGGAUACUCAAUAGACAACAGUACCUUGAACAAGUUUUUCCUGCAGAGCGCAAGAUCAAUAGGCGCGUGAAAAAGAAGAGCACACUGGACAUAGAUGAUUUCUGCGUCCUUUUACGCCACCACUGGGUCCAUUCUUCUUUCUUCCGUCAUGGGAGCAUGAUUAUCCAGCAAGCUGUGAUCAUGCUCUGGUCCUCCAUCACAGGGACUCGACCAGGCGUGCUACUUCCGCAGCGAGAUGCUACAAAUGAUCCCAAUGCAUCGCAAGAUGGCUCGCUUUCGCUCGGCCCAAGAAAGCGCAAGCGGGGUGAUUCGUUUAAGAGUGAUCUUCCUCAACGGAUUUCACCCGACGACCUUCCCAACACUAUAUGUUACAGGGAUAUCGAGCUCUUUUACCUCAGAAACCCAGAUGAUGGUCGAGACGUUCUCUGUGCCAUCAUUGAAUUUCGUAAUCUUAAGGGCCGGCCAGAGGGUGCUGAUGGGACGAAGUUCUUCAUGCAUGGAGAUUAUCAAUUGGCAUACUGUCCAAUUGUUCAAAUUGUGUCACUAGCCUUCCGCGAUGACGCUUUCGAAAAUGAGCUGACCCCUGAGUUGAUCUGGCGGAUUAAGGUUCCGAAGCGUACCAGAGCUCUUCCGCUUCGGUGGAAAAAGGAUAAGUUGAACCUUCCCCUACUUCGACGUGUGGUUCGAACUCAGUAUGGCUAUGGGGUUCAUCCGACGCUACCAAUGACUUAUGACUCGAGCCGGCUGGCACUCAAAGAUCUGGGAGAGGAUGGAGGAUUUGAGGACAACCUAGGUCAUUACAACUUCCGGCGUUGGACUGCAAACGAAGCCAAUCGCCACUUUACCAGUCAAGAGCGGAAGAGGGUUCUUGGCCAGUCCGGAGACUUUAUUUUUGAAAAGCAUUACCAAGCGGAAUUUAUCCAGCGAGAUCUCCAACAUGUGGUCCUCCUUCGGCCCCCUCAGGAGGGUCUUCUUCAGAGAGCAGCGGGCAUGCUUAGGAACAGAGAUCCACUGGCCCCUUCAAACAUUACUGACGAGCAGCUACGGGCUAUUCGUCGACAUCCUGAAAUUCUGGAACUCAGGCGAGAGAAACGGGAGUUAAAGGAAGAAAUGCGAUCCCUGGCUGGCACCAUUCAGAACGCUCGAAAUCACUUCCCUGACCUCUAUCAGAGGCAUGACGAAAUCAGCAGGAAGCUCACCAAGUUAAGAAAGGCCCUACGAGAUAAUACUCGGCAGACUGCCAGAAAAGAUUAUUUCCAUACGGCACCCGUACUAGAAAUCGACAGACAAAUCCAGCAACUCUUGGGUAAAUCUGGUGCAGAAAAUUGUGAUGAUGACAGUACCAAGGAUGGCGAUGAAGAUUGGCAGCCCCCCAUCCCGGAUUACGUUUUUCCUGAAAGAGCUCGUCUAGUGGAAUCAUUCUACGGUCCGGAGGGAGAGUGUUUUGACGAGGAUAGACUACUUGCAAAACGUAUCCAAGUUACUGAGGACCUGGUCGCACUCUCGCACCUCUGUGAACCAAAUCGUCGAGGCAAACGAGCCAACUGGGAUGGGGACGAUGAGCAGAGCGAGACAUCUGGGGGAAAGGAAGCCUUCCUGUCAGAAGAAAAAUCCCCGGAGUGCCCCAUGGAUGUAUGUAUCAUCUGUUGCGGUAUAUCCCGCCGCUCACCUUCUAAUCCUCAUCCACACAAUUUUCCAUCAAAAAGGAAGGAUUCUCUCCGUCGUCAUCUGAUCGGUCACCUUAUGAACGCACACGACGGAGUACGCUGCACCUGGGAAACUUGCAGCAAACUCCCUACUUUCAUCGAUAUUGCUGAAUUUUUAGCACAUGCCGCCAAUAUUCAUCACUAUGACCUCCAUAUCAAGCUGGAACGUAUUCCCAAGAGACAAAAGCCGUCUCGGGAUGAAACACCGUCUUUCAGCAGCUCCAGCAUGUCGUUAAGGUCGAGCCGAUCGGCCACCGAGACUCCCGCUUCCUCCGUUGGUAUUGAAAUAGGGAAGAUUGACCCACGUUUACUUGCAGCCUCGAAUACCAAAUACAAUGAGACCUGCCGUCGGUCCCAACGAUUGAACCCUCAUUGA
Aspergillus chevalieri is the source of this 2502-nucleotide messenger RNA. RefSeq lists its product as uncharacterized. The record is from RefSeq and is a predicted model, not a curated record. Bases 1 to 2502 code for a protein of 833 amino acids. Lineage: Eukaryota; Fungi; Ascomycota; Eurotiomycetes; Eurotiales; Aspergillaceae. The transcript has 4 exons.